Paramecium sonneborni is the source of this 261-nucleotide messenger RNA. The record is from the annotation of a GenBank genome assembly. Lineage: Eukaryota; Ciliophora; Oligohymenophorea; Peniculida; Parameciidae.
AUGGGGAAUUCAUGCUGUGUAAAGCAGUAAAAUGAAAAAGAAUUACACUAAGAAAUUAAAAGCAAUUACAUUCGAUCCUUAACUAGUAUAGAUUCUAAGGUGUUCUUUUCAAAACCUUCAUAAGUAGUUAAAUAUGAAAGUCAUGUUUUACUAAAUAUAAAUGAGGAACCUGUAGAAGAAUUAAAAGAAGAUUUCUAAGAUUAGAAAUUAUCUCCUUUAACCAAAAAUUUAAAUAAAAAAUUCCUAAAUAUGUUAGAAUGA